GAGACUCAAGGUCUGUAGAGUCCUUGCUUGUAAAGAGUGGUUUAACUCGAUCAGUGUCUACCACAAACCAUAUGGACCUUUAAGGUGUGUCAAGUGACCUGUGUCAGCCAGCAUCUUGAACCAGUGCCAUUGCAUCUUUGAUUUCAAGCGCAGACCAAUUUGGGUCCAACCUUCCACAACGUUUGCCAUUGACAAUUGGCUUUAAUAGGCCAGGCAUGAAUUUCACGGAGGACGAUUUGGACUGCCCAACCUUUUCGGAGGAGGAUGAAAAUACUAUCGAAUUUUUCUCCUUUUGGGUGGAAGGUGUGGCUAACGUGGUCAUGGCAGCCCUGGGUCUGGUGGCCAAUACGGUGUCAUCCCUAAUCUUAUGCAAAGAAGACAUGAGGAAUUCCUUCAAUUUCCUCUUGAUCGCCCUAUUCUUCAUGGACUCGUGCUAUCUGGUGGGAUCUAUCACCGAGGCCAUUCGCAAGAGCUUCAACGCAGCCACCAGUCUACACCUCUACAUGUUCCCUUACUUUCUGUACCCGUGUCUCUCCAUCGCCAUGACCUGCUCCGUGUUUAUGACCGUGGCUGUGGCCUUAGAGCGCUAUAUUGCUGUACAUUACCCCAUAGACUACAGUCAGGCCAUCAAUAGUCCCGAGGCAUGCCGACGACGCCUAUUCAAGUACGUGAUCCCCGUCGUGAUCAUGGCCGUGUUCGUGAACGCCCCCAAGUUCUUCGAGUCCACGGUGGGGGAACACGCCAUCCUGACCCAUCCCAAUACCUCGAUGCUGCAAAUUGGGAACGGAUCGGUGCCCAUUCAGGUGUCGGACGCGGACAUUACCUAUAUCAAGCGGAUCGAGGUCACGGACUUGAGGAAAGAUCCCACUUACACGAUCUACUACAAUAACUGGACACGACUCAUGCUCAUUGGCAUCGUUCCGUUCAUCUUACUCAUCUACUUCAAUUACAAGAUCUACCAAGAUGUCAAGCAUCGCAAUCGCAGACAAAUGUCCAUGUCCAGACAUUCGGCCACCGCCACUCAACAGGCUCGCCGUCGACAGGAGGACAACCUGGCUAUCGUUUUCAUGGGCAUUGUCCUCGUGUUCUUGAUCUGUCAUUCGCCCAGAUUGAUCUUGAGCAUGCAUGAGAUGAUGAUUAUACAUGAUGCUAUGAAAUGCCAAGCCCAAAGGCUCCAUCCUUUCCACGCUUGGACCCUCAUCACCAUGUGUGUUAGCCAUCUGCUCCUUGUGAUCAACUCUUCAAUCAAUAUGAUACUCUACAUCUUUUUGAACGAGUCUUUUCGCCGACAUUUCGUGGGCAUGGUCCGAAGUGUGGGAGGAUUGGCUCACUGUUUCAUGCGAAAUCCGGAGGAGGACAUCAGGAUCCGUCAUCUUGGAAAUGGCCACGAGACUGCGUCGAACAAUGGAAUUGAGAAAGAUAAUGGUCACACUGAAAUCAUCUUCCAGGAAGCAACCGCUUAAACCAGUUUCGUCUCAAACAAGCCCUGAGCAGGAUUGCCAUGAGGGAGCGCCUUGGGCCAACCGUGCAAGCCAAACUGCUCGAGAGCGUAUGUCACGAAGUGAUAUUUGAAUGCCAACUCGGGUUGCCCAACUCAUCCAUCGAUUGCACUCCCAGAGCUUCGCCGAAAAGCAGACAACUGAAAGGGAAUCUGAGUAAAUGGAUUUUGAUGUACCAUAUAGUUUACACGUUCAUCUGAAUAUCUUUGUAUCCAGAAUGAGAAAAUCUGCUCUUGAUUGUCAAAAACAAUUUUCAACCUUUCAUCUAUAUCUAGCGAGUAAACAUAAAACAAAGGCCGCUGUCGAGAGACCAAAAAUAAGUAGACACUAACGAAACAAAUGUUGAGAUGACGAGAAAUAAGUGUGUAAUCAAUUGAUUUUGUUUUUAUUUCAUCUGUUUGAAUGAGUGAGUGUGUUGCUCAAAUUGUUCGAUGAAAUCUAGUUUGUUUUUGUAAAUCAACAGAUUUUCAUCGCUAACAUUCAAAUGUAAUUUGAGAAAACGGAAUAAAUACUAUUUUUAGAUUGUAA
This is a messenger RNA of Tigriopus californicus, 2027 nucleotides long. Its product is annotated as FMRFamide peptide receptor frpr-18-like. Lineage: Eukaryota; Metazoa; Arthropoda; Copepoda; Harpacticoida; Harpacticidae. The transcript has 7 exons. Gene Ontology annotation, cellular component: membrane. Gene Ontology annotation, biological process: G protein-coupled receptor signaling pathway. The record is from RefSeq and is a predicted model, not a curated record. Gene Ontology annotation, molecular function: G protein-coupled receptor activity. Bases 216 to 1463 code for a protein of 415 amino acids.